AUGAAAGCACGAGCAGGUGCCGACAAAAAAAAUGCCCAACCAGUUCCAGUUGGAGUCAAUCUUCAACGACGACUCAGUCAAGCUCAUCGUGGCUCUUUAACAGGAUAUGAUGAUCAAGAAGGUGGAAAUAUGCCGGCAAAUUUCAUUGAUGAUUCUAAUAUGCUCGGUCGUUCAGAAGAUCAAUUGAAACUAACUGAUGCGGAAUUGAACGAGGAACAUACACGAAUUUUAACUGCACGUAAUCCUCAAGCAGCUGAAAAUAUAAUUCGAUACAGUUAUAAGGAUCGAAUAUAUAAACCUAUUCCACAUGUUGAUCAAUUAGCUGUUCAUUAUCAAAUUGAUAGUAAUCUUAUUCAUAAAGAUUCUGACGAUGCAAAGCGACAAGUAACUGUGGAUGCUCCAGCUGAAGGAGUAGAAGUAGCAACAGCAUCAGUUGGUACAGACGCGGAAACAACAACAAAAGAAGGUGAAGAUGAAGACGAAGAUAAACCUAAAAAAACGGCUGGUGCUGGUGGUAAAGGAAAAAAACUUACGAAUCAAUUUAAUUUCAGUGAACGUGCAUCUCAAACAUAUAAUAAUCCAUGUCGUAAUCGUGAAACAUUUGUUGAACAAACUCCACGUGCUGCUUUUACUGAUAAUGUAUCUCAAUGGUCAAUCUUUGAUGCAUAUAACGAAGAUUUUGAACAACAACAAAAAUUAAAAGAAAAAGAAUCGAAAAAACAUACACUCAAGAAAGAUGAUGAUCGAAAGAAAAAAUUUGUUCCUUCGGAUCAACAAGCUGGCGAUGAAUUUGCGAAAUUUGUUCGAUCAAAAACAGCAAAUAUAUCAUUGAAAAUACUUGAGCGAAUGAUUAAUCUCAAUACAUUUGAUGAUAUUGCUCAAGAUUUUAAAUAUUGGGAAGAUGCUGCUGAUGAAUAUCGUGAACAACAAGGAAGUCUUUUACCCUUAUGGGUUUUUCAAUACGAUAUGGUAAAAAAACUUUCAUGUACCAAUCUAGCAUGGAAUACACAAUAUCCAGAUUUAUUUGCUGCUUCAUUUGGUUCAUAUGAUUUUCUUAAACAAUCACGUGGAAUGUUUUUAAUUUAUUCAUUAAAAAAUCCAAGUUUUCCGGAAAAUAUCUUUCCAACUGAUAGUGGAGUUAUGAGCUUGGAUUUUCAUCCAAAACAUCCAAAUCUUCUUUGUUGUGGUUUUUAUGAUGGUUCAGUAGCUGUCUAUAAUAUUGCUGAUGAAAAUAAACGACCAAAAUAUCAAAGUACAGCUCGUAGUGGUAAACAUACGGAUCCUGUUUGGCAAGUACGAUGGCAAAAAGAUGAUUUAGAUAGUAAUCUAAAUUUUUAUUCGGUUUCAUCCGAUGGUCGAGUUGUCUGUUGGACAUUAGUUAAAAGUGAUCUUAUGUAUACAGAUAUUGUUCAAUUAAAAUUAGACAAACCAACAACUGAAACAGAUGAAGGUGUUCCAUUAACUACACUUGGAUGUGGAACAUGUUUUGAUUUUAAUAAACAACAAGAUUAUUUAUUUAUCGUCGGUACUGAAGAAGGUAAAAUUCAUAAAUGUUCAAAAUCAUAUAAUAAUCAAUUUUUGGAUACAUUCGAUGCUCAUCAUAUGGCUGUUUAUGCUGUACGUUGGAAUACAUAUCAUCCAAAAAUAUUUGCUAGUUGUUCAGCUGAUUGGACUGUUAAAAUUUGGGAUAUUAAUUAUAAAGAUCCAUUAUUUGUUUAUGAUCUUGGUAGUGCUGUAGGUGAUGUUAAUUGGGCACCUUAUUCUUCAACUGUAUUCGCAGCAUGUACAGCUGAUGGAAAAGUUUUUGUAUUUGAUUUAAAUGUCAAUAAAUAUGAGCCACUUACAGAACAAAUAGUUGUACAAAAAAAACGUACAAAAUUAACACAUAUUACAUUUAAUCAACAAUUUCCAAUUGUACUAGCUGGUGAUGAUCGAGGAAAUAUCACAACAUUGAAACUUUCACCAAAUCUACGUAAAAAACCAAAAGUUAAGAAAGGUCAAGAAGUACCUGAAGGUCCAGAAGCUGAAAAUGCAAAAUUAGAUAAAAUUCUUGCACUUAUUCGUGAUCCAGAUGCUGCUAAAAAUAAACCAACAACACAAGCAGCCACUACAACAAGUUAA
Adineta steineri is the source of this 2121-nucleotide messenger RNA. The record is from the annotation of a GenBank genome assembly. NCBI's taxonomy places the organism in Eukaryota, Metazoa, Rotifera, Eurotatoria, Adinetida, Adinetidae.